Molecule: messenger RNA, 2931 nt
Organism: Linum tenue
Lineage: Eukaryota; Viridiplantae; Streptophyta; Magnoliopsida; Malpighiales; Linaceae
Source: the annotation of a GenBank genome assembly
AUGACACUCUGGCUCUUUACAUCCUGGGUUCUUCUUCUUCUUCUUCUUCAGCUCUGCUUCCUGCACCACCAUGCCGGUGCCACUUCCUCGAGCAACGAGACCGAUCGCCUCGCGUUGCUCGAGUUCAAGUCCAUGAUUUCCGACGACCCUCUGGGCUUCCUGAGCUCGUGGAACGAUUCCGCUCAUUUCUGCCUUUGGGGUGGCGUGUCCUGCUCCGAACGACGCGAUCGAGUCGCGGUCCUCGACCUCAACUCCCGGGGGCUCUCUGGCUCCAUCUCUCCGCACAUCGGCAAUCUCACCUUCCUGAAGCAGCUCCACCUCUACAACAACACAUUCCGCAACUCGAUCCCGCCGGAAAUAGGCCGCCUCCGCAGAUUGCAGGUUCUGCGUCUCUCCAACAACUCCCUGAGCGGGGAGAUCCCGUCCAGCAUCUCCGGAUGCUCUGCUCUGGCCGACCUCGAUUUCGGGAAAAACAAUUUGACCGGGAGCAUACCUCCGGAGCUCGGCCUCUUGAACGAGCUUCAAUUCUUCAACGUCGACAGGAAUUUCCUGACGGGGAACAUCCCUUCUUCUUUCGGCAACCUGACACUCAUUCAGGAAAUCAGGGUAUCCGAUAACCAGCUGAAUGGUGAAAUUCCUCCCUCCAUUUUCAAUCUGUCUUUGCUUGUUUAUCUCACGCUCGGACACAACCAGCUCCAGGGGAACCUCCCGUGGAAUCUGGGAUUAUUACUUCCGAAUCUCGAGUACUUUUACGCAGCUUUUAGUGAGCUCACGGGUAGCCUCCCGGCUUCUCUGUCCAACGCCACGAACAUGGUUCAGCUACAAUUGCAAGUCAACAAUUUUACCGGGAGCGUGCCUAGUAUGGCCAGCUCUCGCAACCUUCUUCGUUUCUCCAUCGGGGGAAACUCCCUGGGAGGUGAAGACGGUGGUGGCGAUUUGAGUUUCCUUUCCUCAUUUGCCGGUGCGAGGAACUUAGAAGCCUUGGUCAUCGACACCAACAAUUUCCGAGGAAGCAUACCGGAGCAAAUCGGCAACCUGUCGUCGAGCCUCCUGCUGCUCGACUUCAGUACCAACCAAAUACCAGGAAGCAUCCCGGAGAGCAUACGGAACCUGGUCAGCUUGCAAUGGCUUUGGGCACACGAGAACAAGCUGUCUGGAACUACAAUCCUAUCCACCGUCGCGAACGUGCCAAGCUUAGUGGAUUUGCGGUUGUACGACAACCAAAUUCCGGGUUCCAUUCCUCCGUCUAUUGGAAACUUGAGCAAUUUAACUGUGCUGCGGUUGGCUGAUAACCGUCUCGAGGGAGAAAUUCCUGCUGAUGUUGAGAAUUGCAGGCGGUUGAUAAAUCUGGACUUAUCAAACAACAAUCUUAGUGGCAUCAUUCCUCCACAGAUCAUGGGUCUUUCUUCCUUAUCAAUAGUCUUGAACUUGUCUCAUAAUCAUUUCAAUGGUGGCAUCCCCGUCGAAGUGGAAAAUCUGAAGACAUUGAAUUCAUUGGAUCUAUCUCAUAAUAUGUUAUCGAACAACAUUCCGAGUAGCCUUGGUAAAUGUGGCAGCCUGGAGUUUGUGCGAUUGCAGGGCAAUCUCCUCCAAGGACAGAUUCCUUCCACUUUGGAUUUAUUAAAAGGUAUUCAGCUAUUUGAUGUUUCGAGCAAUAACUUAUCUGGUCAAAUUCCCAGAUUCUUUGAGAACAUGAAUUUUCUUCAGCUGUUGAAUCUGUCUUAUAACAAGUUUGAGGGUGAAGUGCCAGCAUCAGGAGUUUUGAAAAACGUCAGCAUCAUCUCAGUAAUUGGAAAUGACAAGGUUUGUGGAGGUUUGGCUGAACUUAACCUCCCACGUUGUAGCUUCAGACAACCAAAGAAGAAGUUGAGCUACAAGUGGAAGGUUGUCAUAUCAACAAGCUCUAGUGUUGCUUUCUUGGUCAUUGUUGCUUCUUGCUUGUCAGUCUUAUGGAUGAAAAGAAAAGGGAAACGAAACAUAGUUUCAGAUGAUGGUUCUGAUAUUCGGGUAUCGUACCAAAGUCUCCAUAAAGCUACAGAUGGUUUCUCCGAAACAAAUCUUCUUGGUGCUGGCAGUUUUGGUUCUGUGUACAAAGGAGUUGUUGACAUUAAUGGGAAAGACACCACAAUAGCUAUCAAGGUAUUCAAUUUACAGCGUCGAGGAGCUUCCAAGAGUUUCAUGGCGGAAUGUGAAGUCUUGAAGAACAUCAGACACAGAAAUCUUGUGAGAAUAGUGACAGUGUGUUCUGGUGUUGAUUAUCAAGGGAAUGAUUUCAAGGCUCUCAUUUAUGAGUUUGUGGUUAAUGGAAGCCUGGAAAAUUGGUUGUAUGCGACGGAAAGUGUUGAUGAUCCUCCAAGGAGCCUGAAUUUUCGCCAGAGGCUAAAUAUUGUCAUUCAUGUAGCAUCUGCACUAGAUUAUAUUCAUAACCUAUGUGAAACGCCUAUUGUUCAUUGUGAUCUUAAGCCCAGCAAUGUUCUUCUCGACGAGGAUAUGGUAGCUCAUGUUGGUGAUUUUGGAUUAGCGACAUUUCUUCAACCCUCGGGUACGUCAUCUAGCUCCAUUGGCAUAAAGGGAACUGUCGGCUAUGCUCCUCCAGAAUAUGGUAUGGGAAAUGAAAUUUCGACCCAAGGUGACAUGUAUAGUUAUGGAAUUCUCGUGCUUGAGAUGUUCACGGGAAGGAGGCCAACCGAUGAAUCCUUUAUAGGAGGAUUGAACCUACAGAAGUUUGUCAAUAAUGUUUUAUCAGAACAACAAUCGACAAUCAGAGAAGUUUUAGAUCCAAUUCUAUUUACUGAACUAUCACUUCUCCGAAACUCUGAGGAAGAUGUAGUUUCCAUUUUCAAAAUUGGUGUUGCUUGCUCUUCCGACUCCCCGCAAGAGCGACCAAGUAUUAGUGAAGUUCUAACAAAGCUAAACAAGCUAUUAGCUUGA